Molecule: messenger RNA, 2206 nt
Organism: Suillus paluster
Lineage: Eukaryota; Fungi; Basidiomycota; Agaricomycetes; Boletales; Suillaceae
Product: laccase
Exons: 13
Coding region: 438-2006 (522 amino acids)
Molecular function (GO): oxidoreductase activity; copper ion binding
Source: RefSeq, a predicted model, not a curated record
GGAAAGCUGUCAACAGCUGUCAGUAGCGCAGAAAGGUCGCAGAGAUACCAAUCUCAGAUCUCAGUGGCUGGUUCAACCUUGGACUCUAGCCAGCGUCCGAGAACUUUGAACUCUUCCACUUGCAAGUGGCUAGUGAGUACUAGAACAACACAAUAUGCCCAUCUUCGGUUUGGCUUCCAAAGACACCAGAUCUCACAUGCACGUCAUGGCUGUCGUCACUUGUGCACGUUCAGUUACCAGUAAAUCCCUCACCAAAAUAUGCUCCUCUCCUCCGGUGACCAGCCCGUCUAUGAGGCCUGGUCGCCAGUCUACUUCACACAGCCGACUACAGCGGUUGCUUUGGGGUCUCAGUUGAUACUUUAACGCGAGUACUACUUAAGCCAAAGCAUUCGCUGUGUUUUUGCUCGUCAUUUUCCUCCGGUUUUCUGAGUUGCGUCAUGGUCCGACAAUAUCUAUUCUGGUGCAUUCUCGCAAGCCUUGGAAGUUACGCCGUCACUAUUGGCCCAGUCGUUGACCUAGCUGUUGCCAAUGCUAAAGUAUCUCCAGAUGGAUACAUCAAGUCGGCGAUACUUGCUGGCGGCACUCUCCCUGGGCCCAUUAUCGCGGGCCAGAAAGGAGAUACAUUCAAGAUCAACGUCACGAACUAUUUAUAUGAUGACACGAUGCUCACUGGUACCACCAUUCACUGGCAUGGAAUGUAUCAACGUCAUCACAACCAAAUGGACGGCUCAGCCUUCGUCACGCAAUGCCCAAUAGUCUCAGGUCACUCAUUUCUGUACGAGUUCAACACUGGCGGUCAAGUGGGAACCUACUGGUACCAUUCUCAUUAUGGAGUCCAACACUGCGACGGUCUACGAGGCCCACUGAUCAUUUACGACCCAAAGGAUCCAUACCGUUUAUCCUAUGAUAUUGAUGAUGAAUCUACGGUUAUCACACUGAUGGACUGGUAUCACCUACCAUCCCCUCAAGUCCAAAGACUUGUCACCCCAGAUUCGGUGCUUAUCAACGGUGUCGGGCGUUAUGAAGGGGGGCCGGAUGUGCCUCACGCAGUCAUCAACGUUCAGCCACACAAGCGAUAUCGGUUCCGCUUAUUGAACAUGGCAUGCGAGAACAACUAUAUUUUUUCGAUCGAUAACCAUAAUUUUACCAUAAUCGAAGUCGAUGGCCAAUACGUGGAGCCGCUCCUGGUCGACUCCAUCCAAAUCUAUGCUGCACAGCGGUACUCCUUCAUUCUUGAGACAAACCACGCUGUCGACAGCUAUUGGGUGCAUGCCGAUCCUGACUCAGGUUCCAACUCCACAGCUGUCCUACGGUAUGCGGGCUCUCCCCACGCGGUCCCUAAGAAUGCGACAGCUUCAAGCUUGGUCCCUCUGAACGAGACUGACCUACACCCCUUAUAUCCACCACCAUCUCGUUUGCUUCAGGAAAAUGGCGCAGAUGUCGAGCUCAACUUUAUUCUUGGGAAAGAUUUGACUAGUGACAACUUCCUCGUGAAUGGUGUCCAGUUCACUUCUCCCAGUGUCCCAGUUCUAUUGCAGUUAUUGAGUGGUGCUAUGACAGCUUCGGAUUUAGCACCCAGUGGCUCCGUAUACACUUUACCACGGAACAAGGUUAUUGAGAUUUCCUGGAAUACUAAUAAUGCCCCAGGUGGCCCUCAUCCGUUCCACCUCCAUGGGCAUAACUUUGCCGUCAUCAGAAGUGCCGGAAGUAGCGAGUACAACUAUGUCAACCCCGUCAUGCGCGAUACCGUGAACACUGGCCUGCCUGGUGAUAAUGUAACCAUCCGCUUCUUCACCGACAAUCCUGGACCCUGGUUUUUGCACUGUCAUGUCAAUUGGCAUCUAUACGCCGGAAUGGGCGUGGUAUUUGCAGAGGAUCCUCACGAUGUGGCAGCUUCUCAGCCUCUCAGCAAUUCUUCAAAGCAGCUCUGUCCGAUAUACGAUAGCCUUCCUGAACAAUAUUUUCCUUUACCUCCUCCAAUACCGCCCUCUUCCACGACUGGUUGAUUCCAUGAACGUCAAACUGGACAUUGUUGAAAAGAAUCUAUCGUAACAGUCGUUUAGGAUGGGACAGACAUUUUCAUUCCAAGUACUAGACAUUGAUUGUUCCUCUAUAGCUCAUCCAGUAUUAGAGUAGAAGCAUUUAGGCACAUUUGGAAUGUAUACCAACUCUCAAUUAUCUGACUUUUUGUCUGUGCACCCAUUUC